AACGUUAAAAAAAUUAAAAAAAAAAAAAAGAAACUAUGAAACAGGCAGGCCCGAGUGCCAGAGUCCAUCUGGGCACCCUCUGGAGGGAUGCAGUGCAGGGUCACCAUGGCAGACCUGCAGCAGCUCCAGGUGCAGAAGGCAGUAGACUCCGCGGUGAAGAGUCUGGAGAGAGAGAACAUCCAGAAGAUGCUCAUGUUCUGGUACAGCUGUUGUGAGGAUAGUCAGGAGGCCAUGCGGCAGGUGCACCAGUGCAUUGAGCGCUGCCAUGCGCCUCUGGCUCAAACCCAGUUGAAGAAAUUCCAGGGCUGCCUGGCCCAGUGCACCAUGCACUGCAGUGACAAAGCCAAAGAUUCAAUAGAUGCAGGAAAUAGAGGGUUUCAGGUGAAGUGGCAGCUGGAGACUUGUGUGACCAAGUAUGUGGAUGACCACAUGCACCUCAUCCCAACCAUGACUGAGAAGAUCUCUUAUCCACUGGGAAAUUGAAGUCUUUGUAAUUGGCCAUCAAGGCUGACAGCAGUAAUCCAUUUAAUUUUUUUAAUGUUUAUUUUAUUUUUGAGAGAUACAGAGCAUGAGUGGAGGUGGGGCAGAGAGCAAGAGGGAGACACAGAAUCUGAAGCAGGCUCCAGGCUCCA
Messenger RNA from Felis catus (domestic cat), 632 nucleotides. RefSeq names its product protein FAM136A-like. NCBI's taxonomy places the organism in Eukaryota, Metazoa, Chordata, Mammalia, Carnivora, Felidae. Gene Ontology annotation, cellular component: cytoplasm. The transcript has a single exon. The coding region runs from base 88 to 483 and encodes 131 amino acids. The record is from RefSeq and is a predicted model, not a curated record.